AAGGUACAUCUUUUUUGGGGACAGAUAUCAGAUGGGAGUCAUUUUCUAGUGGACAGAUAAUGUCACCGACAGAAAGCUACAUUCAAUAAAAAGAGGAUUCAUGAACAAUUAACAACUGAAAUUAGUCCAAAUGUACGACCAAAACAGUUGAUUUUUCCUUAAUCAGACAAAGGUUAACACAAAUGUUCUUUUUGGUGAUUUGGGUUCUGAGGUAGGGUUGAUUGAAAUGUUUCAUGGGAUGCCUACUGUAAUGGCGGACCGCCCCGGGCUCUACGCUAUUAUACGUGAUGUGAGCGGUUCAAAUUUGUUGAAUCUUUCUCAAUCAUCUUAGGUGGAACUUUUUUACUAGGACAAGUAAAUAUCAAAGAACUUAAGAAUAUUCAACAUAUAACAUAAUACAUAAAUCUAUUUACUCGAUACGAUAUUUCCGCGAAUGAAAUCUUAAUUAGUUCUUCUUGAACAAAGGUGGCUCCACCACUAGGGGUGUCCCUAUGAGCACUAAAGUCUUGAGUAUGCUACAAAUUACAUAAGGAGGAAAUGAGGUAGGUGUCCUUUGUAUUUGGCUGCUACUAUAGAUGAUCUUUUUGACAGCUAGAGAUUUGAGAUUUUGGACCCAUCAAUUUAAUUAUGUUUUCUAGCUUUGUCAUGAUGUAGAAAAUAGUUGUUAUGUUUUAUUAGUUAUUUAAGGUGUUUAUUUAUUUUCAACAACUUUAAUUUGGUGUAAUAAAUGACCAAACAUUAAGGGGCGCCUCCAACCAAACAGUCCUAUCCUGACUUUCUCAAAAGUUCUGCAUGUGAAAAUGAAAAUGGGAAAAUUCUCUUCUACUGUUUGGUUUUGUCAAAAGAGAGAAGAAAAUGGAGGGAGUAAAGAUUAUUAUAAAGAAUAAAUCAAGAGUGUGGUUAGAUUAACGUCAUUCUUCUAUUCAUUAGAGAUCUCAGGUUUAAAUCCCGAGAAUGGAGAAAGUAAUACAUUUACACUAUGCUAUUUUAUAAAAACAAAUGUACGAAAGGAUUGAGCUUAAUUAGAAAUCUCAGACUCGAACGUUCUUUCUUGUUCUUACAUAUCUACACCACAAAAAAGUUUCUUUCCAUCUCUUUCUCUUGAUGAAACAACAAAAGUGAAUCAUUUUGCUGCUUUGUUUCCUCUUUUCACUUUUCCUUUUUUCCUAAAGGAAGGUCCAAAUAGUAUCAUUGCCAGAGUAAGAAUUAAAGGAGCUUACUAGUGGCCAUAAACAAAAAUAAUUUGAGCGGAAUUUUUAGACUAUGAAUUUAGUGAUUCUUAUGCUAUAUGAUUAAGUACAUUUAACCUUCAAUUAAAUGAAAUGUUUACUCCUCAUCCAUUUACCUAGAAAAAAGAGUUAUACUUAGACUAUUGUGAGAACAAAUAUUACCUUCGAAUAUGAAGUAACUAGCCGUAAGAAAAUUUACAAUCAACUGUUCAUGUUUCAAUUAAUUGAAGGUUAGAUGUGCUUUGAAAAAAUAUUAUACUGGCCAAAAUCAAAAUUUGGUGAUAAUUUUGGUUUGGCUCCAAAUUGCAUUCAACAAAGCCUUUUGAUGUAGACUUUCCACUUGAUUGCCAAAAAGUGAAUUCCAAAGGAAUGUCACAUCCUAGGAAAUUUCUACUUAGGUCCAUUUUUACAAUGUUUCCAGACAAAAUGUGCAUUAAAUAUAUCUUGUUAGCAUAUGCUUGAAGUUAUAUGGUGACAUUUCAAGAACUUGUAGAUAUAGGAAAUAACAAAAUAGACCGGCCAAGAAAGUUAACAAUGAUUAGAUGGAGAAAUUAUACCAAUAAGAUACCAAUACAAAUAAAACAAAACAAAAUGGUCUAAUCAAACUUAAGAAUAAAUCUCAAAAGCUUAACAAUGCACCAUGGCAUUAGUAUAUAUAAUGUGCAUACCAGAACAGAUGAAGAAAAUAACACAAGAAAUUGAGUUUUGAAGCAAAAAAAGUAGAUCCAAAAAAUGGGAUUCUUAUUGCUCUUAUUAUUCCUCUUAGCUAAUUCAGCUUCGGGAAAAAGAACCACUUACAUAAUCCAUAUGGACAAGUCAUUCAUGCCUAAGGCUUUUACUAGUCAUGAGCAAUGGCACUCUUCAAUUCUUGAAACUGUCAACUUGAAAGAUACAGCAAGCAAAAGUUCUACAAAGCCGACUAGGCUUCUUUAUUCGUAUGACAAUGCAUUUCAUGGAUUGAGUGCUGUUAUGUCUGAGGAUGAAUUGCAAGUUCUUGAAAAGUUGCCUGGUUUUGUCUCGGCUUAUGCUGAUAAAAUGGUCACUCUUGACACAACUCACACAUUUGAGUUUCUCGGUCUGAAUCCUGAGUCAGGGCUAUGGCCAGCUUCUCACUAUGGCGAAGACGUGAUUGUUGGUGUCAUUGAUACUGGAGUGUGGCCAGAGAGUCGGAGUUAUAAGGAUGAUGGGAUGACUGAAAUUCCGUCAAGGUGGAAGGGUAUAUGUGAGCCUGGACAAGACUUUAAUGCUUCAAUGUGUAACAAUAAGUUAAUUGGUGUUCGAUACUUCAACAGAGGAGUUAAAGCUGCAAAUCCUAAUAUUACAAUUAGUAUGAAGUCAGGCAGGGAUACACAAGGUCAUGGCACGCAUACUUCAUCAACUGUUGGUGGAAACUAUGUCGAGGGUGCUUCAUUCUUUGGCUAUGCAACUGGCACGGCAAGAGGGGUCGCUCCACGUGCUAGGCUUGCCAUGUAUAAGGUCAUUUUUGAUGAAGGAAGAUUCGCUUCUGAUGUGCUUGCUGGUAUGGAUCAAGCUGUUGCUGAUGGUGUCGAUGUGAUAUCCAUCUCUAUGGGAUUUGAUAAUGUUCCACUGUAUGAAGACCCUAUUGCCAUAGCUUCAUUUGGUGCCAUGGAGAAAGGCGUUCUUGUUUCUGCUUCAGCAGGAAAUGCAGGUGUCACUCCUGGAAUACUCCACAAUGGAAUCCCCUGGCUCUUGACUACUGCUGCUGGCUCUAUUGAUCGCGUCCACUCAGGAAAAUUGACUCUUGGAAAUGGACAAGUGAUCACUGGAUGGUCAAUGUACCCUGUUAGCGCCCUUGUCAACGAUUUCCCACUUAUCUACAACGAGUCAAUAUCGAGUUGCAAUUCGACUUCCUUAUCCAGCUUCAAUUUUGGAAUCAUCAUAUGUGAAAAUGGAAAUUUCCUUGAUCAAAUAAAUGCCAUUGCUGAAUCCUCUGCCCCUGCUGCUAUAUACAUCUCUGACGAUCCAAGAAUUUUCCAGAGAGAAGAAUUUGCAUAUCCUGGUGUUGUUAUCAGUCCUGAAGAUGGUGCAGCUGUGAUCAGUUAUGCUAAAUCUGGUGCCAAUCCUGUUGCCAGCAUUAGCUUCCAACAGACAUUUGUGAGAUCAACACCAGCACCCGUUGUUGCAACUUACACAUCACGAGGUCCUUCACCGAGCUAUCCAGGAAUCUUGAAGCCAGACAUAAUGGCACCAGGGUCAUUAGUCUUAGCAUCCUGGAUUCCUAAUAGUUAUACAGUUUCGAUAUAUCCAGAUAUCGGAUUGAGCAGUGAAUUCGCGAUGGUUUCAGGAACAUCCAUGGCUUGUCCACAUUCUUCUGGCAUUGCUGCACUUCUUAAAGGCGCACAUCCUGAAUGGAGUCCAGCAGCAAUCCGAUCUGCAAUGAUCACUGGUGCCAUCAACAUUGACAACACAAAUUCCCCCAUCAAAGAUUCAGGCCUAAACUACAGUAUCGCGACUCCUCUGGCUAUGGGAGCAGGGUUAGUUAAUCCAAACUUCGCCCUGAAUCCAGGUCUUAUCUAUGAUGCCACACCACGAGACUACAUAAACCUUUUAUGUGCCAUGAAAUUCACUCGCAAGCAAAUCUUGACAAUCACAAGAUCAUCAACCUACACUUGCCAAAAUGCAUCUUCUGAUCUUAACUACCCAUCCUUCAUCGCACUAUACACAAAUGAAACUACAGCAACAUUGAGUCAAAAGUUCGUUAGGACAGUGACAAACGUUGGUGAUGGCCCUGCUAACUAUUCUAUUAAUAUGGUCGUCCCAUCGAACACAAACAUAAGUGUUUAUCCUUCAAGAUUGUCCUUCAACAGCAAGUAUGAGAAGCUAAGUUAUACAUUGACGAUUGAAUAUAGUGGUAACAGAACUGGAGAAGUUGUAUUCGGAUCACUUACUUGGGUGGAUGUAAUUGGUCUCCAUGCUGUAACAAGUCCAAUUGUGGUUCCUUUCAAAACAAAAAUGGAAUUCUUAUUGUUCUUAUUGUUCCUCUUAGCUAAUUCAGCCUCAGGAAAAAGAACCACUUACAUAAUCCAUAUGGACAAGUCAUUCAUGCCGAAAGCUUUUACUAGUCAUGAGCAAUGGCACUCUUCAAUUCUUGAAACUGUCAAGUUGAAAGAUACAACAAGUGGAAGUUCUAUCAAUCCGGCAAGGCUACUUUAUUCGUAUGAUAAUGCAUUUCAUGGAUUUAGUGCUGUUAUGUCUGAGGAUGAAUUGCAAGUUCUUGAAAAGUUGCCUGGUUUUGUCUCGGCUUAUGCUGAUAAAAUGGUCACUCUUGACACUACUCACACGUUUGAGUUUCUCGGUCUGAAUCCUGAGUCAGGGCUAUGGCCAGCUUCUCAUUAUGGUGAAGACGUGAUUGUUGGUGUCAUUGAUACUGGAGUGUGGCCAGAGAGUCGGAGUUAUAAGGAUGAUGGGAUGACUGAAAUUCCGUCAAGGUGGAAGGGUAAAUGUGAGCCUGGACAAGAUUUUAAUGCUUCAAUGUGUAACAAUAAAUUAAUUGGUGUUCGAUACUUGAACAAAGGAGUUAAAGCUGCAAAUCCUAAUAUUGCAAUUAGAAUGAAUUCAGGCAGGGAUACACAUGGUCAUGGCACGCAUACUUCAUCAACUGUUGGUGGAAACUAUGUCGAGGGGGCUUCAUUUUUUGGCUAUGCAACUGGCACAGCAAGAGGGGUCGCUCCACUUGCUAGGCUUGCUAUGUAUAAGGUCAUUUUUGAUGAAGGAAGCUUCGCUUCUGAUGUGCUUGCUGGUAUGGAUCAAGCUGUUGCUGAUGGUGUCGAUGUUAUAUCCAUCUCUAUGGGUUUUAAUAAUGUUCCAUUGUAUGAAGACCCUAUUGCCAUAGCUUCAUUUGGUGCCAUGGAGAAAGGUGUUCUUGUUUCCGCUUCAGCAGGAAAUGCAGGUGUGACUCCUGGAAGACUACAUAAUGGAAUCCCCUGGCUCUUGACUACUGCUGCUGGCUCUAUUGAUCGUGUCCUCUCUGGAAAAUUGACUCUUGGAAAUGGACAAGUGAUCACUGGUUGGUCAAUGUACCCUGCUAGUGCUGUUGUCAACAAGUUCCCACUUAUCUACAACGAGUCAAUAUCUAGUUGCAAUUCAACAUCCCUAUCCAGCUUCAAUUAUGGAAUCAUCAUAUGCGAAAAUGGAUAUUUCUCCGAUCAAAUAAAUAUCAUUGCUAAAUCCUCUGCCCCUGCUGCUAUAUACAUCUCUGACAAUCCGAGCAUUUUCGAGAGUGGAGAAUUUGAAUAUCCUGGUGUUGUUAUCAGCCCUGAAAAUGGUGCAGCUGUGAUUAGUUAUGCUAAAUCUAGUGCCAAUCCUGUUGCCAGCAUUAGCUUUCAACAGACAUUUGUGAGAUCAACACCAGCACCCGUCGUUGCAUCUUAUACCUCACGGGGUCCUUCACCGAGCUAUCAAGGAAUCUUGAAGCCAGACAUAAUGGCACCAGGGUCAUUAGUCUUAGCAUCCUGGAUUCCCAAAGGUUAUACAACUUCUAUAUAUCCGGAUAUUAAAUUGAGCAGUGAAUUCGCGAUGAUUUCAGGAACAUCCAUGGCUUGUCCACAUUCCUCUGGCAUUGCUGCACUUCUUAAAGGCGCACAUCCUGAAUGGAGUCCAGCAGCAAUCCGAUCUGCAAUGAUCACUGGUGCCAUCAACAUUGACAACACAAAUUCCCCCAUCAAAGAUUCAGGCCUAAACUACAGUAUCGCGACUCCUCUGGCUAUGGGAGCAGGGUUAGUUAAUCCAAACUUCGCCCUGAAUCCAGGCCUUAUCUAUGAUGCCACACCACAAGACUAUAUAAACCUUCUAUGCACCAUGAAAUUCACUCACAAGCAAAUCUUGACAAUCACAAGAUCAUCAACCUAUACUUGUCAAAAUGCAUCUUCUGAUCUUAACUACCCAUCAUUCAUCGCCCUAUACACUAAUGAAACUACAGCAACACUGAGUCAAAAGUUUGUUAGAAUAGUGACAAACGUUGGCAAUGGUCCUGCUAACUAUUCUAUUAAUAUGGUUGUGCCAUCGAACACAAACAUAAGUGUUUAUCCUUCAAGAUUGUCCUUCAGCAGCAAGUAUGAGAAGCUAAGUUACACAUUGACAGUUGAAUAUAGUGGUAACAAAACUGGAGAAGUUGUAUUCGGAUCGAUAACUUGGGUGGAUGUGGUUGGUCUCCAUGCUGUAACAAGUCCAAUUGUGGUUGCACCAAUGAUCCAUACUUGGUAAU
This is a messenger RNA of Solanum pennellii, 6453 nucleotides long. RefSeq names its product subtilisin-like protease SBT1.5. Gene Ontology annotation, biological process: proteolysis. The transcript is spliced from 3 exons. Gene Ontology annotation, molecular function: serine-type endopeptidase activity. The record is from RefSeq and is a predicted model, not a curated record. The coding region runs from base 1962 to 6452 and encodes 1496 amino acids. NCBI's taxonomy places the organism in Eukaryota, Viridiplantae, Streptophyta, Magnoliopsida, Solanales, Solanaceae.